CUGAACUGGUCUAGCGAUGCGCACAGAGAGCCAAACCUGAAACCGCCCUUUGAGAGGGAGAAGGGAUUCUUGAGCUCCGUGCAUUCAGUUCUCCCGUGGCCGAUUGGAUUGACAGAAUAGGUUAGGAUGCCCCUUGGAGAUCUAGAGGACGGGAAUGGAUGGAAAAAGAAGACGUCAGACAUCAAAGAAAACUAUGACUUCAAAGAAGUUCUGGGAACGGGGGCGUUCUCGGAGGUGGUGCUAGCGGAGGAAAAGGGGACACAGAGGCUGGUAGCCAUCAAGUGUAUCCCAAAGAAGGCUCUGGAGGGCAAGGAGAACAACAUUGAGAAUGAGAUCGCUGUGCUGCACAGAAUCAAGCACACCAACAUUGUUUCACUGAAGGACAUCUUUGAGAGCACAUCCCACCUGUAUCUGGUCAUGCAGCUGGUGUCUGGAGGGGAGCUAUUUGACCGCAUCGUAGAGAAGGGUUUCUACACAGAGAGAGACGCCAGCCAACUCAUCCACCAGAUCCUGGACGCUGUCAAAUACCUCCAUGGCAUGGGCAUCGUACACAGGGACCUGAAGCCAGAGAAUCUGUUGUAUUACAGUAUGGACGAGGACUCUAAGAUAAUGAUCAGUGACUUUGGCAUGUCUAAGAUCGAGGACACUGGCAGUGUCAUGUCUACAGCCUGUGGGACCCCAGGAUAUGUGGCUCCUGAGGUGUUGGCUCAGAAACCGUACAGCAAAGCAGUAGACUGCUGGUCCAUCGGAGUCAUCUCCUAUAUUCUAUUAUGCGGAUACCCUCCGUUUUACGACGAGAACGAUGCUAAGCUUUUUGAGCAGAUACUGAAGGCAGAGUAUGAGUUUGACUCUCCGUACUGGGAUGACAUCUCCGAUUCAGCUAAGGAUUUUAUCUGUCACCUGAUGGAAAAAGACUUUAUGAAGAGAUAUACCACAGAUAAAGCACUCCAACACCCCUGGACCUAUGGAGACACAGCUCUUGAUAAGAACAUCCAUGAAUCUGUCAGUGCUCAGAUCAAGAAGAACUUUGCUAAAAGUAAAUGGAAGCAAGCAUUCAAUGCCACAGCAGUGGUGAGACACAUGCGGAGGCUGCAGCUGGGUACCAGUCUAGAGAGCCCCAGCCAGAUCACCCCCACAAGCCCCUAUCAUGCCCACGCACUCCUGCUGCGGGAGGAGGACAAGGAGGAGGAGGGACCGGGGAAAGAGGAGGAGGAGAGCUGUAAGUGAGACAAACACUGAGCUUGUCCCCCCCACUCAGCCAGCCAUAUCUCUGUCUCGCUUUCUGAGCACGUAGCCUACAAUACUGUUGAGCCUCUGAGCACGUACAGUGGUGUGUACAGUACUCUAGUAGUACAACACUCUAGUACAGCACUGUGGAGUACCGUCCCUGUCAUCUCCUCUCCCCUCCUCUCCAGUGCCAUACUGUGAGGAUGAGCAGCAGAGCGGUAGUGCAGAGGGCAGGUCCUACCGGGACAGUCUGACGAGUUGCACCUACUGCUGCAGGCCAGCCAGUCACGUCUGAGUGGCCACAGACCCCUCCCCUUUGUCGACAUGGGGAUACGUAUGUUUCCAUGGAGCCACCCAGGACCCGCCCUGUCCGCCUGGUCUGGCCAUGAAUGCAGAGUGAUGUUAUGACAGGCUGUGUCCAGUAGAGUAGGGUGGUGAUGAGUCAGCCAGCAGCCAUGUCCAGAGCCACCUUCUAGCUCCAGAUGCUUGCCCAGAAUAAACCAUCUACAGUUCCUUUUAGAGGGGAGUUUUGGAUGCAGGUAUUACUUUGUUAAAUUCAAUGUCCACAAACACUGAUGUUUGUGUAGAGUAUGCGGUAACACUUUACUUGACACCCAGCAUCAUAACACAUUACGACACAGUCAUAACCAUGUCAUAAUAUGUCAUACCAGCUGACAUAACUUGUCAUAACCUGUCAUAAUAUGGUCAUAACACUGUCAUAACACAUAUAUUUAAACCUGUUGUGACAUACAUGGCAUUAUUUUAUGGCUCUACAUAAGAGUGUCAAAACCCACAUUUAUUCAAAUGUGUUUUUCACUGCCAAGAAGUUUCCUUUCGUUUUAAAGUCCUUUGUUGUUGUUGUGAAUUCUUUACAGACAUUUUUUUCAUCAUAUUUUAAAUAACUUGCAGACACUGUCAUGAAGCUUCAUGACUAUCCUAUGUCACUUUACUUGGACUAAGAAAAUUCACUUUAUGACACUGUCAAGAAGCAUUAUGACCAUCAUAAUCAUAUAAGCCAGAUAGGCCUAUCACGUACAUACCCUUAUGUCAGUAAUCAGUCACAAAGAGGGUCCCUUGUCCUGCUCCUGAAAUCUGCUCCUGCACUUAUCCCAGUCAUCAGCAACCUAGCAUUGACGUAGGUACAUGUCUGACAUCAAUUUGUGCUCAAUUACUGUACAAUGAUAAUUUAAUAUGGUCAGUUUCAUAAAAUGGUAUAUAACAAACAUAUUAUUGAGAAGUAGGUUAUGGUGUAACGGAAUGUUUUGCCUUGUGUGGUAGGUUUUGUGGGUUUUGACAUUUUUAUGUAGGUGUCAUAACCAGUAAAAAAUGAUGCAAUAUUUGUCACAACAGGUCUAAAUAUGUGUCAUGACAAUGUUAUGACCAUAUUAUGACAGGUUAAGACAAGUUAUGUCAGCUGUUAUGACAUACUACCCACCAGCAUCACUACUCUGGAUGGUUCUGACCUAGAAUAUGUGGACAACUACAAAUACCUAGGUGUCUGGCUAGACUGUAAACAAUCCUUUCAGACUCACAUUAAACAUCUCCAAUUCAAAAUUAAAUCUAGAAUCGACUUCCUAUUUCGCAACAAAGCCUCCUUCACUCAUUCUGCCAACAUACCCUCGUAAAACUGACUAUCCUACCGAUCCUCGACCUCUAUGCGCUCAUUGGCUGGCCCUCGCUUCAUAUCCGUCACCAAACCCACUGGCUCCAAGCCAUCUAUAAGUCGUUGCUAGGUAAAGCCCUGCCUUGUUUCAGCUCACUGGUCACCAUAGCAGCACCCAUCCGCAGCAUGUGCUCCAGCAGGUAUAUUUCACUGGUCAAACCCAAAGCCAAUUCCUCCUUCGGCCGCCUUUCCUUCCAGUUCUCUGCUGCCAAUGACUGGAACGAAUUGCAAAAAUCACUGAAGCUGGAGACUCAUAUCUCCCUCACUAGCUUUAAGCACCAGCUGUCAGAGCAGCUCACAGAUCACUGCACCUGUACAUAGCCAAUCUGUAAAUAGCCCAUCCAACUACCUCAUCAACAUAUUGUUAUUUAUUUGAUUUAUUUUGCUCCUUUGCACCCCAGGGGCCUGUUGCACAAAACUAGGAUAAGGGAUUAAGCCAGGAUAUCUUGGUGAUCCUGGCUCAAUUGAUCCGUAAUCCGGUUGCACUAAAGAUGGAUAGGGGGCAGGAGGAUAUGUUAUGGUAUAAAUUACCAUGGAGAUUUAUUCUGUGGAGCUAGCCUGCUCCAGACCAGGCUAAAUUCCAGGAUCUAUUUAAUCUCAUCCCUAAUGUCAGUCAGCAGUCACCACAAAUGGAAACCAAUAGUUAUUUCACUGCUCACUAUACAUUGUUAUCACAUAUAACUAGACCCACUGUUAUUUAAACGUUUGUGAUCAUUCAUUUCAAUGAUUUUGGAUAAAAAAUGAUUUUUAGAUGAUGUUGCUAUCAUUAGAUAAUUUACAGUUUCCCAUAGAAUAUUAGGGCCACAGAGGGGAAAAAAACACAAGUCAUAAUAUUGUAACCAGUUGUUUUAAAGGAGGACAGUUGUUAAAAUGACAGAUGUGGGGCAUUUCGUGAAAUUGUACUUCAGUAUGGUUUCAUAAACAAAGACAUGCUGAUGUGCCAGAAUAUUAAGUAUCACAUUGUCAUAAGUA
This is a messenger RNA of Oncorhynchus nerka (sockeye salmon), 3862 nucleotides long. RefSeq names its product calcium/calmodulin-dependent protein kinase type 1-like. The coding region runs from base 127 to 1227 and encodes 366 amino acids. Lineage: Eukaryota; Metazoa; Chordata; Actinopteri; Salmoniformes; Salmonidae. Gene Ontology annotation, molecular function: calmodulin binding; ATP binding; calcium/calmodulin-dependent protein kinase activity. Gene Ontology annotation, cellular component: intracellular anatomical structure. Gene Ontology annotation, biological process: peptidyl-serine phosphorylation. The record is from RefSeq and is a predicted model, not a curated record. The transcript is spliced from 11 exons.